Molecule: messenger RNA, 1650 nt
Organism: Microthlaspi erraticum
Lineage: Eukaryota; Viridiplantae; Streptophyta; Magnoliopsida; Brassicales; Brassicaceae
Source: the annotation of a GenBank genome assembly
AUGGAAAGUCUAAUUCCUUCACCAGAUCCACCAAACUCUCCACAACAAAUCUCAGCCGUCCAUCUCAUCUCCCGCUUUUAUCUAUUUAACAUCACUCGCUACCUUUCGUUUCUCCUCGCACACUUCCACACUCCACCUCCCUCUCUCACAUUCUCACAGAUCGGAAAACAAGAAAUUCAAAUUUCCCUAGCAAUGGCGUUGCUUGUGGAGAAGACGUCUAGUGGCCGUGAAUACAAGGUCAAGGACAUGUCUCAGGCCGAUUUCGGUCGUCUCGAGAUCGAGCUCGCCGAGGUCGAAAUGCCCGGUCUCGUCUCCUGCGUCACCGAAUUCGGACCUUCGCAGCCAUUGAAAGGAGCUAGAAUCACCGGAUCUCUCCACAUGACGAUCCAAACCGCCGUCCUCAUCGAAACCCUAACCGCUCUCGGCGCGGAGGUCAGGUGGUGCUCCUGCAACAUCUUCUCCACCCAGGACCACGCCGCCGCCGCGAUCGCUCGCGAUUCCGCCGCCGUGUUCGCCUGGAAAGGCGAGACUCUUCAGGAGUACUGGUGGUGCACGGAGAGAGCUCUCGAUUGGGGUCCCGGAGGUGGUCCCGAUCUCAUCGUCGACGACGGUGGUGACGCCACGCUCUUGAUCCACGAGGGAGUUAAAGCCGAGGAGAUCUUCGAGAAGACCGGUCAAUUCCCAGAUCCGACUUCCACCGAUAAUCCCGAGUUUCAGAUCGUUUUGUCGAUCAUCAAAGACGGGCUUAAGGUUGAUCCCAAAAAGUACCACAAGAUGAAGGAGAGACUCGUCGGUGUCUCGGAGGAGACUACCACUGGUGUCAAGAGGCUUUACCAGAUGCAGGAGACUGGAGCUCUCUUGUUCCCUGCCAUUAACGUCAACGACUCCGUCACCAAGAGCAAGUUUGACAACUUGUAUGGAUGCCGUCACUCUCUCCCCGACGGACUCAUGAGAGCAACUGAUGUCAUGAUCGCCGGAAAGGUAGCUGUUAUCGCCGGUUACGGUGACGUGGGAAAGGGUUGUGCUGCGGCGAUGAAAACCGCCGGUGCGCGUGUGAUCGUGACUGAGAUCGACCCCAUCUGUGCUCUCCAGGCUCUCAUGGAAGGUCUCCAGGUGCUGACACUCGAGGACGUCGUCUCGGAAGCUGACAUCUUCGUCACCACAACUGGAAACAAAGACAUCAUCAUGGUCGACCACAUGAGGAAGAUGAAGAACAACGCCAUCGUCUGCAACAUCGGUCACUUCGACAACGAGAUCGACAUGCUCGGGCUCGAGACGUUCCCUGGUGUGAAACGCAUCACCAUCAAGCCGCAGACCGAUAGGUGGGUGUUCCCUGACACCAAGACGGGCAUCAUUGUGUUAGCCGAGGGACGUCUGAUGAACUUGGGAUGCGCCACUGGUCACCCGAGUUUCGUGAUGUCGUGCUCGUUCACUAACCAGGUGAUUGCGCAGCUUGAGCUGUGGAAUGAGAAGGCGAGUGGGAAGUAUGAGAAGAAGGUUUAUGUUUUGCCUAAGCAUUUGGAUGAGAAGGUCGCUGCGCUUCACUUGGGCAAGCUCGGUGCUAGACUCACUAAGCUCUCCAAGGACCAGUCUGAUUACGUCAGCAUACCCAUUGAAGGUCCUUACAAGCCUGUUCACUACAGGUACUGA